This is a messenger RNA of Peromyscus maniculatus bairdii (prairie deer mouse), 8765 nucleotides long. It is a transcript of the gene Pcm1, whose product is annotated as pericentriolar material 1. NCBI's taxonomy places the organism in Eukaryota, Metazoa, Chordata, Mammalia, Rodentia, Cricetidae. Gene Ontology annotation, biological process: protein localization to centrosome; microtubule anchoring at centrosome; non-motile cilium assembly. The record is from RefSeq and is a predicted model, not a curated record. Gene Ontology annotation, cellular component: centrosome; centriolar satellite; ciliary basal body.
GGCGGCGGCGGCUCCUUGCGUUGGGGGGGCGGCGGCGGCGGCCACUCCGCCCUUGGCAGGAGGGGCGGCUUUCGUUUGCAGAGAUUCCUUUAUACUACUAAUUUGAUGGAAUGAUUUAAACUCUGAAGUUUGGGCCAACAAGAUGGUCUAGCAUAUGAAAAGGCUUGUUGUACAAAUCUGACGACUGAGUCUCAUCCCCAGACCACACAGCGCAAGGAGAGAACUGACUCCAGAAAGUUGUCCUCUGAUCUCUGUACAUAUACUGUGAGAAUUAAUUAUUAGAACCAACAUGGCCACAGGAGGAGGUCCUUUUGAAGAAGUCAUGCAUGAUCAGGACUUACCAAACUGGAGCAGUGAGAGUGUGGAUGACCGCCUCAACAACAUGGAAUGGGGUGGCCAACAGAAGAAGGCCAAUAGAUCAUCAGAAAAGAAUAAGAAAAAGUUUGGUGUAGCAAGUGAUAAGAGGGUAACUAAUGAUAUUUCUCCGGAGUCAUCACCAGGAGUUGGAAGACGAAGAACAAAGAUUCCACAUACGUUUCCACAUAGUAGAUAUAUGACUCAGAUGUCUGUUCCAGAGCAGGCAGAAUUAGAGAAACUGAAACAGCGGAUAAACUUCAGUGAUUUAGAUCAGAGAAGUAUUGGAAGUGAUUCUCAAGGUAGAGCAACAGCGGCUAACAACAAACGCCAGCUCAGCGAAAACCGAAAGCCCUUCAACUUCCUGCCUAUGCAGAUUAAUACCAACAAGAGCAAGGACGCUCCUCCAAGUCUUCCCCAAAGAGAGACGACUGCAUCAGCACAGUGCAAAGAGCUGUUUGCGUCUGCUCUAAGCAAUGACCUUCUGCAGAACUGUCAAGUCUCUGAAGAAGAUGGGCGAGGCGAACCUGCAAUGGAGAGCAGCCAGAUUGUUAGCAGGCUUGUUCAAAUUCGUGACUAUAUUACUAAAGCUAGUUCUAUGAGAGAAGAUCUUGUAGAGAAAAAUGAAAGAUCUGCUAAUGUUGAGCGCCUUACUCAUCUAAUAGAGCACCUUAAAGAACAAGAAAAGUCAUAUAUGAAAUUUCUCCAGAAAAUCCUUGCUAGAGAAAAUGAGGAGGAGGAUGUUCGGACUAUAGACUCAGCUGUGGGAUCUGGUUCUGUAGCUGAGAGCACAUCGCUAAACAUAGAUGUGCAGUCUGAGGCUUCAGAUACCACGGAGGCAUCUUUUAGUCUGAGAAUUCGGCCCUGCAUUGAGGACAAACUAGGGAAUUCAGCUUCACAAGAACAGGUUUCAGACAUUGACGUUACUACAAGUCCAAAAGGGAAAGGUGACAGAGCUCCUCAGAAUGACAGGGAACAGAGACCUAAUAGGAAAUGUAGCCGAAAACGUGGAUUGCCCUCAAAGGCCAGAGAUCAUCAGCAGGAGCCCAUGGAAGAGACAGAAAACUUGAAGAAACAACAUGAUCUAUUAAAAAGAAUGCUACAACAGCAGGAGCAGCUGCGAGCUCUGCAGGGACGGCAGGCCGCCCUUCUAGCUUUGCAGCAUAAAGCAGAGCAGGCGAUAGCUGUGAUGGACGAUUCUGAAAAGGUUGCAGGAACAACUCCUGGCUAUCAUACUGUACCGUGCAGACAGACAGCUCGCUCUCCUUUUCAUCAGAGAGUACCUUUAAGAGUUGUUACAGAAACUACAGGAAGCUUAUCUGGAGUCAGCAUCACAUCUGAACUAAAUGAAGAACUGAAUGAUUUAAUCCAGCGUUUCCAUAAUCAGCUUCGUGAUUCUCAGCCUCCCACUGUUCCAGACAACAGAAGACAGGCAGAAAGCCUUUCAUUAACUAGAGAGAUUUCUCAGAGCAGAAAUCCCCCAGUUUCUGAUCAUUUACCUGAUGAGAAAGUCCAUCUUUUUAGCAAAAUGAGAGUACUACAGGAAAAGAAACAGAAAAUGGACAAAUUACUUGGAGAACUCCAUACCCUUCGAGACCAGCAUCUGAACAAUUCAUCGUUCGUGCCUUCAACUUCUCUCCAAAGAAGUGGGGAUAAGAGAAGUCCAGCGGCAGCGCUCUCUGCUCCUGCAGGCUUUGCACCGGUUGUCAACGGAGAGGCCAAUAGCCUUACGUCAUCUGUUCCUUGUCCUGCCACUUCUCUAGUUUCUCAGAACGAGAGUGAAAAUGAAGCUCUUCUAAAUCCAGCUGAAAAACUACAGAAGUUAAAUGAAGUUCAAAAGAGAUUGAAUGAAUUGAGAGAAUUAGUUCAUUAUUAUGAACAAACAUCAGAUAUGAUGACAGAUGCUGUAAAUGAAAAUACAAAAGAUGAAGAAACUGAGGAGUCAGAAUAUGAUUCUGAGCAUGAAAAUUCUGAACCUGUUACUAACAUUAGAAAUCCACAGGUAGCUUCUACUUGGAAUGAAGUGAAUAGAAACAGUAAUACACAGUGUGUUUCUAAUAAUAGAGACGGGCGAUCAGUUAAUUCUAACUGUGAAAUUAACAACAGGUCUGCUGCCAACAUCAGAGCUCUGAACAUGCCUCCAUUAGACUGUCGCUACAAUAGAGAAGAACAGCGGUUACAUGUAGCACGGGGUGAAGAUGAGGAGGAGGAAGAAGUAGAAGAGGAAGGAGCCAGUGGCGCUUCUUUAUCUAGUCAUAGGAGCAGUCUGGUUGAUGAGGCACCAGAAGAUGAAGAAUUUGAACAGAAGAUUAGUAGACUCAUGGCUGCAAAAGAGAAACUUAAACAGCUCCAGGAUCUCGUUGCUAUGGUGCAGGAUGAUGAUGCAACUCAAGUGGGUGUCUCUGCCAAUACAUCAAAUUUGGGUGAUUUCUAUGCAGCAGAAGAAGAUACCAAACAAAAUUCAAAUAAUGCAAGAGAAAAUUCUAAUAAAACACAAAAAGAUACUGGAGUAAAUGAAAAAACAAGAGAGAAAUUUUAUGAGGCUAAACUACAGCAGCAGCAGAGAGAGCUAAAACAAUUGCAGGAGGAAAGAAAGAAAUUGAUUGAAAUUCAAGAGAAAAUUCAAGCUGUGCAGAAGGCAUGCCCUGACCUUCAGCUAUCAGCCACUAGUAUGGGUAGUGGUCCAACCAAAAAGUAUCUACCAGCUAUUACUUCAACUCCUACCGUUAAUGAAAAUGAGACCAGCACAAGCAAAUCUGUUAUUGAACCUGAAGAUUCUUCAGUAGUAGAUAAUGAGUUGUGGUCAGAUAUGCGAAGACAUGAAAUGUUAAGGGAAGAGCUACGGCAGAGAAGGAAGCAACUGGAAGCUCUAAUGGCUGAACACCAGAGGAGGCAAGGUCUAGCUGAGACGACUUCUCCAGUGGCCAUAUCGUUGAGAAGUGAUGGAUCUGAGAACCUGUGUACUCCUCAGCAAAGCAGAACAGAAAAAACAAUGGCAACUUGGGGAGGUUCUACUCAGUGUGCCUUAGAUGAAGAAGGAGAUGAAGAUGGUUAUCUUUCAGAAGGAAUUGUUCGGACUGAUGAAGAAGAAGAGGAGGAGCAAGAUGCCAGUUCCAAUGAUAACUUUCCUAGUUAUCAUCCUAGUAUGAAUCAAAAUUCUUACAAUGUAAAGGAAACUAAAAAUAGGUGGAAGAACAAUCGCCCUGUUUCAGCAGAUGGAAAUUACCGUCCUUUAGCCAAGACAAGGCAACAGAAUAUCAGCAUGCAACGACAGGAAAACCUUCGAUGGGUAUCAGAGCUCUCUUACAUAGAGGAGAAAGAGCAGUGGCAAGAACAGAUCAAUCAGCUAAAGAAACAACUUGAUUUCAGUGUCAACAUUUGUCAGACUUUGAUGCAAGACCAGCAGACUUUAUCUUGUUUGCUGCAGACUCUUCUAACAGGUCCUUACAGUGUUAUGCCAAGCAAUGUGGCAUCCCCUCAGGUACACCUUAUAAUGCACCAGCUGAACCAGUGCUAUACACAGCUAACAUGGCAGCAGAAUAAUGUUCAGAGGUUAAAACAAAUGCUAACUGAACUUAUGCGCCAACAAAGCCAGCAUCCAGAAAAAACUAGAAGCAAAGAAAGAGGCAGUAGUGCAUCACACCCCUCUUCUCCCAAUUUAUUUUGUCCUUUCAGCUUUCCAACACAGCCUGUAAAUCUGUUGAAUCUGCCUGGAUUUACUAACUUUCCAUCAUUUGCACCAGGAAUGAAUUUCAGCCCUUUAUUUCCUUCUAAUUUUGGAGAUUUUUCUCAGAAUGUUUCUACACCUACUGAACAGCAACAGCCAUUAGCCCAGAAUUCUUCAGGGAAAGCAGAGUAUAUGGCUUUUCCAAAACCUUUUGAAAGCAGUUCUUCUAUUGGAGCAGAAAAGCAAAGGAAUCAGAAACACCCUGAAGAGGAAGUUGAAAACACCAAGACACCAUGGUUAUAUGAUCAAGAACGGGUAGUAGAAAAACCACUUUUCAAGACUGGAUUUGCAGUAUCUGUAGAAAAAGCUACAAAUAGUAACCGCAAAAAUCCACCAGAUACAAGCAGGAGAAGACGCCAGUUUGAUGAAGAAUCACUGGAAAGCUUUAGCAGUAUGCCCGAUCCCAUAGAUCCAACAACAGUAACUAAAACUUUUAAAACUAGAAAAGCAUCUGCCCAGGCCAGCCUGGCUUCUAAAGACAAAACUCCCAAAUCGAGGAGUAAGAAGAGGAAUUCUACUCAGCUGAAAAGUAGAGUUAAAAAUAUUGGGUAUGAAAGUGCCAGUGUGUCUAGCACGUGUGAACCUUGCAAGAGUAGGAACAGACAUUCAGCCCAGACUGAAGAGCCUGGUCAAGCAAAAUUAUUCAGCAGAAAGAAUCAUGAACAGCUGGAAAAAAUAAUAAAAUAUAGUAGGUCUGCAGAAAUAUCUUCAGCACAUGCUAAAAUGCUAGAGCAAUCUAGCAAAUCUAACAGAAGUGCAUGUGAUGAAGCACCAGAAACUGGAAGUGAUUUUUCCAUGUUUGAAGCUUUACGGGAUACUAUUUAUUCUGAAGUAGCUACAUUAAUUUCUCAAAAUGAGUCUCGUCCACAUUUUCUUAUUGAACUUUUCCAUGAGCUGCAGCUACUUAAUACAGACUACUUGAGACAGAGGGCUUUAUAUGCAUUGCAGGAUAUUGUAUCCAGACAUAUUUCUGAAAGUGAUGAAAAAGAAGGAGAAAAUGUAAAAUCCGUGAAUUCUGGCACUUGGGUAGCAUCAAACUCAGAACUUACUCCAAGUGAAAGCCUUGCUACUACUGAUGAUGAAACUUUUGAGAAGAACUUUGAAAGAGAAACACACAAAAUCAGUGAACGGAACGAUGCUGAUAAUGUGAGUGUCAUGUCUGGAUCUUCCAACUUUGAACCUUUUGCAACAGAUGAUCUAGGUAACACUGUGAUUCACUUGGACCAAGCAUUAGCCAGAAUGAGAGAAUAUGAACGCAUGAAGACUGAGACUGAAAGUAACUCAAAUAUGAGAUGUACUUGCAGGGUUGUUGAGGAUGAAGAUGGUGCUGCUGCCACUACCACAGUCAGUAAUUUAGAAGUAGAAACUCCCAUUACUGAGAAUCACAUUUCGCCACAGCCUGUAAGUGACGUUUCUGCUGUCCCGUGUCCUAGAAUUGAUACUCAACAACUGGACCGCCAAAUUAAAGCAAUUAUGAAAGAAGUCAUUCCCUUUUUGAAGGAGCAUAUGGAUGAAGUAUGUUCUUCUCAACUUCUUACUUCAGUAAGACGUAUGGUUUUGACCCUUACCCAACAAAAUGAUGAAAGCAAAGAGUUUGUCAAGUUCUUUCAUAAACAACUAGGAAGUAUAUUACAGGAUUCACUAGCAAAAUUUGCAGGCAGAAAACUGAAAGACUGUGGAGAAGAUCUUCUUGUAGAGAUAUCUGAAGUGUUGUUUAAUGAAUUGGCUUUCUUUAAGCUCAUGCAAGACUUGGAUAAUAAUAGUAUAGCUGUUAAACAGAGAUGCAAAAGGAAAAUGGAAGCAGCUGGAGUGAUACAGUCUUAUGCAAAAGAGGCCAAAAGGAUUCUUGAAGGAGAUCAUGGCUCACCUACUGGAGAGAUAGAUGAUGAAGACAAAGACAAGGAUGAGACUGAAACUAUUAAGCAGACUCAGACUUCUGAGGUCUAUGAUGCCAAAGGUCCCAAAAAUGUAAGAUCUGAUGUUUCUGAUCAAGAGGAAGAUGAAGAAAGUGAAAGGUGUCCUGUGUCUAUUAAUCUAUCUAAAGCUGAAAGUCAGGCUUUAACUAAUUAUGGAAGUGGAGAAGAUGAAAAUGAGGAUGAAGAAAUGGAAGACUUUGAGGAGAGUCCUGUGGAUGUCCAGACUUCACUUCAGGCUAACACCGAAACUCCAGAAGAGAAUGAGCACGACAGUCAGGUGCUACAACAUGAUCCGGAAAAAAUAUCAGAAAGCACAACUGUACCGUCAGACCAAGAACCAACUAGUAAGAAUGAUCAAGACAGCAGCUCUCCUGUGAAACCUUGUUAUCUCAAUAUCUUGGAAAAUGGACAACCUUUAAAUAGCACUACCCAUAAGGACUCACUCACUCCUACUGAUUCAUCUAAACAGCCUGACCCUACGCCAUUACCCUUAACUGCAAGUGAAACCUUAGUGCCUAACGUCAAAGAAGUGAAAUCUGCUCAGGAGACUCCCGAGAGCUCUCUGGCUGGAAGUCCUGAUACUGAAUCUCCAGUGUUAGUGAAUGACUAUGAAGCGGAAUCUGGGAAUAUAAGUCAAAAGUCUGAUGAAGAAGACUUUGUGAAAGUUGAUGAUUUGCCGCUCAAGCUGACAGUCUAUUCUGAGGCAGAGCUAAGGAAGAAAAUGGUAGAAGAAGAACAGAAAAACCAUUUAUCUGAUGAAAUAUGUGAAAUGCAGACUGAAGAAUUAGCUGGAAAUUCUCAGAUACUGAAAGAACCUGAAACAGUGGGAGCCCAGAGUAUAUGAACUGUCUUCAGGGACUCAUCUAAUUCUCUUACAUAGUCAGUGCAUAUAAAAAGACACUAAAUAAAUAUCUGUUUUGAUCUGUAUAAAAUGUAAAUUAGUUUGACACUGCAUUUUUGAUGGGUGUGCUAAUCUCUGCCUGUGGCAGUUUAAAACAUCAGAAUCUGAAUCCUGGACAGAUUCAAACCUUGACACACUGUGGGAAUUUUCUUUUUAUUUUAUUAUUAUUUUGUUGUUAUUGUUAUGGUCUUGACCCUCACCCUUCAUUGUGAUGUUUUGAUAUGUUAACUUUAAAAUGUAGUUUUAAAUAAAGUUUGAACUUAUCUGUAAAGUAUGCUUUUGGGAAAUUUUGUUGAAUUCUAUGCAGCAAAUUGCUGUUUUAUGUAACUUAACACUAUUCCGAACCAGCAGUGGUCAAGAAUUGGAGAAAUACAUUAAUUACUCUAGAGCCCAGCCUUAGACCAGUCUUCAGAAUAAUGCCAGUGUUACUGCUGUUGGGUCUGAUGGUCUCAUAAUUCCUUCCUGGUCCUGUGUAAGGAUAAAGUAGACUUUAUAAAGGUGACCAGGAGUAGAGUGGUCAUAGAACAUGUUAGUAACCCACAUUGUGUACGAGGUUUAGAUUAUGUUAGUACUUAGGACUUCACAAAAUUAUCUAUUAGAUUAAUAUUUUCCAGAGUUGCAAAUCCUGUCUAAAAAUUAACAAACAAGCAUUAUAUAAAUGUAGGGAGUAUUUCUGUACAGACAAGUAGCAUUCUAAUUAAUUUAAAAUGAAAACCCAAACUCUUUCAAGUAGGAUAAAUAGAACUAAAUUUAUGUACAGAACAUUAAGACUUGUAAUGCCUUUGGACAAACAUGCCUUUUGAGAUGAUAAUUUAAAACCAAAGCCUAACAGUUGGUUUUGUGUGUCCUGAGGGAGAGAAGCAAGUCAAUUGUUAAGGAAGUCUCUGAGCUCUUCAUCACUUAUAAACCAACUUUAAAAAAGUGCUUUGUCUUCUGAUUCCGUCAUGCUUACCACCACCCUGAUUGGUAUUCUCGUAGAGCCAGUUAACCGUGAAUAAGUCAGUCUUACAGACUUUUACUUGAAAAGUCAGUGUUAAUUCCAAGUAUCUACUUAAAUUUGUUCAAUAUUGUCUAAAAUACCCUCUAAGAACUUGUUUGGUAUUCCUUUAAAAUUCUCACUUGCUUGAUGGCUUAAUAUAAAUGUCCAUUCAGGGAAUAAAAAUGACAAUUUCCCUCUGAGGACUUUUAUUGUAUUGUUAUUUAAUUUAAAGUAAGACCAUAUAUCUUGGAUGUCAUUCAAAUUUAUUUGGAAACUACCAAUCCAGAAUCAAGGAUUCUUACCCAGUUGGACUGACUUCAGGGACAUUAGAACAAUAAUUUAUAUGUACAAACAAGUUGUAUAUUUUCCAGACUCAAAGCAAGAAACUUGGUUUGAACCCUCAAGCCAGGCCUUACAAUUGCAGUGCAUUCUCCUCCUCCCCCUCCUUCUCUCUCUGCAUGCUUCAGUGGAUGAAUUGGUUUAGAUGUUAGCUCUUACCAUGGUACCUAUGGACUUCAUCAAACUACUUUAUUUGACUUACAUUAGAGCUGCUAUCUAGUCUGUUGUUUUCAUAUUUUAGUAGGUAAUUUAGUUUUAAAAUACCCAGAGAUUGAGAACAGAUAAUGUAUGUAAUAUAUUUUUUUCUAGUAAGUAUUGCUCAAAAGUUAAUUAAAUUAAGUAUUCCUAUUUGUCUUAAUUUGUAAGUUAAAACUUUGGUUAGUGAUAAGAGAGAGAGAAAAAAUCCCAAUGAGUAAGCUACAACUCUACAAAGUUAGAGAUAACACUAUAAUAAUGAACUACCCAGACUAUGGAGGUACUCUGUAUUUUGUAACAUUCACUUUGGGUAAAUGCUUUUUCACUGUUAAUAAAUGUAUAUCCUACAUAUAA